UUCAGACGAUGUGCAUCUUCCAACAGACGAUUUUAUUCUGAUUAUAGAAAUCGAACUUUACACUUGGUACUUAUGGUAUCAGGAAAUGCUCCAACGCCAAGGAUGGCGGCAUUUGGACAAGAGAACCCCGUUGCCGUAGACGAGGAAAUAAAAACGUGGAACGAAGACUUGGGCGACAACAUUUGGGAACACAGUGGCUUGGAAGAAGGCGACAUAAUUCGUCCGGUCGGUCGAAAUGGUCUCCGAAGUAAAUCUGCUCGAUGGCCGUUGGGCAUUAUUCCAUAUCGCAUCGCAGAAGGGCACUUUACGGAGGCAGAAGAACGAAAAAUCCAACAAAUAAUUGACGAAUACAACGACAUCACGUGUUUGCAAUUCCGUCCGAUGGUCGAUUCAGAUGAAAACUUUGUGGAUAUUGUCAAUUCGUUUGCUGGUUGUUGGUCGAGCGUUGGCAUGGAUGGCGGUCAACAAUAUCUGAAUUUGCAAACGCCACAAUGUAUUCGUUAUGCGACGAUUCGGCAUGAAAUGUUACAUGUAGUGGGUUUCAUGCACCAACAAAGUUCCAGUAACCGCGAUAAAUUUUUAAGGAUAAAUUGGGAGAACAUUAUUGAGGGCAAGAGACAUAAUUUUGCUAAGUAUCCCGCAUCAAAAGUGGAUAAUUAUGGACUUGAUUACGAUUAUGACAGCAUUAUGCAUUACAGUGGAGUAGCUUUCUCGAAAAAUGGGAAGCCCACAAUGGAGCCUCUCAAAGGUGAUGUUACCUUGAUUCGGAAGCAGACGUUCAGCGAGGGAGAUUUAAAGAAAUUGGCGAAUAUGUACAAAGAAGAAUGCCGAAAAAGAGAAAAUCUUACCAAAUGAAGAAAUAGAUUUUGCCCAUUUUGGUCGAAAAGCUGUAAAUGUGAC
Molecule: messenger RNA, 900 nt
Organism: Culicoides brevitarsis
Lineage: Eukaryota; Metazoa; Arthropoda; Insecta; Diptera; Ceratopogonidae
Product: zinc metalloproteinase nas-13-like
Exons: 2
Coding region: 73-855 (260 amino acids)
Biological process (GO): proteolysis
Molecular function (GO): metalloendopeptidase activity; zinc ion binding
Source: RefSeq, a predicted model, not a curated record